Diaporthe citri is the source of this 1551-nucleotide messenger RNA. RefSeq lists its product as uncharacterized. Gene Ontology annotation, molecular function: cis-regulatory region sequence-specific DNA binding; protein binding. Bases 1 to 1551 code for a protein of 516 amino acids. The record is from RefSeq and is a predicted model, not a curated record. NCBI's taxonomy places the organism in Eukaryota, Fungi, Ascomycota, Sordariomycetes, Diaporthales, Diaporthaceae. The transcript is spliced from 3 exons. Gene Ontology annotation, cellular component: nucleus.
AUGCUCCUCAAAGCCGCUCCCGCCCCGGGCCACCAGGAGGACAUUGUCCUUCGCAACCACAAUGGCCUGGGAGUCACUGCUGACGGUCUGGGCGCAGGCAGGAUGGAUGAACCGCAAGCUAGCGUUGAGUCACCGAUCCCCAGUCAUCCCCUGGGAAUCAAGCCCCUGGGCAACCAGUAUUUGUCGUCCGCCGCCAACGCUCGUGGCUCCAUAGGCCGCCUCCAGGUUUUGCCCGACGAGGUGCUGGCCCAGCUGUUCGAGUAUUUCGGACCGCAGUCUUUGCGCAAACUGGGCUACACCUGCAAGUUCCUCUUUGCUUUCUGUCAUGCUGACGAUCUCUGGAAGGCUUUGUUCCUGGAGAGUCAUGAGGAGAAAAGGCGCCCCUUCCAGUGGAAGGGGACGUGGAGGUCAACCUUACUUGAAUUGUCACCAGACCAGGAGGCCAAGAUCAAUUGCUGUAAUGUCUUCUCCGAUGUUCUUCAUCGCCCGUUUGUCUGCAGCAAGGUGCCUCUGGGUCGUUUCUGCUCCAGAAUCCCCAGCGCGAACGAGAUCAAACGGCUUCCGGACAUGACAUACGAGGAAUUUGCGGACAAAUGGAGCGACAGACCCUUCAUUCUGACGAAUUGUAUCCGUUCGUGGCCGGCUUGCAAAGAAUGGAACAUCCACCAGCUGUCGAGGACAUACGCUGACGUGGAAUUCCGCGCCGAGGCGGUGGACUGGCCCUUCUCAACAUAUUGCCACUACAUGUGCAGCAAUCAAGACGAGAGUCCCCUCUAUCUGUUCGACAAAAAGUUUGCCGAGAAAAUGGAUGUCUCGAUCGGGAAAGUUGAAGGGGCGGCAUAUUGGAAACCAGACUGCUUCGGGCCCGAUCUUUUUGAAGUGCUGGAUUCGGAAAGACCAGCGCACAGGUGGUUGAUUGUAGGGCCAGCGAGGUCCGGCUCGACGUUCCACAAGGACCCGAACGGUACGUCGGCGUGGAAUGCUGUUCUUCAAGGAGCCAAAUAUUGGAUCAUGUUCCCCCCUUCCGUGGAGGUGCCGGGUGUCUUCGUAUCGGCCGACCAGAGUGAAGUCACAAGCCCUCUGAGCAUAGCGGAAUGGCUUCUAGAGUUCCACGAAGAAGCGCGAAAGUUACCAGAAUGCAUAGAAGGCAUCUGCAGGGAAGGCGAGAUUCUCCACGUGCCUAGUGGAUGGUGGCAUCUGGUUGUCAAUCUUGAGAGUGGAAUUGCGCUCACACAGAACUUCGUGCCCAAAUCACACCUCGCCGUCGUUCUCGAAUUUCUGAGGGACAAACCAGACCAGGUGACGGGGUUCAAGAGAGACGUCGUCGAUCCCUAUAGCCUGUUUGUGGAUCGCCUCAGGGCACAAUUUCCGGAACUCUUGGAUGCAGCGCUCGUUGAGAUGGAUCAGAGGCACAGCAAGAAGAAGAGGAAGUGGGACGAGGCCAUCGCUGUCGAAGAGACGGCGCAGACUUCAGGGUCUGGAGGGUCUGGAGGGUCUGGAGGGUUCAGCUUCGGGUUUGGGUUUGGCGGGGACGAUGAAGAGAUACCGUGA